This is a messenger RNA of Mobula hypostoma (lesser devil ray), 3316 nucleotides long. RefSeq names its product megakaryocyte-associated tyrosine kinase (gene matk). The transcript is spliced from 14 exons. The record is from RefSeq and is a predicted model, not a curated record. NCBI's taxonomy places the organism in Eukaryota, Metazoa, Chordata, Chondrichthyes, Myliobatiformes, Myliobatidae. Gene Ontology annotation, biological process: protein phosphorylation. Bases 350 to 1693 code for a protein of 447 amino acids. Gene Ontology annotation, molecular function: protein binding; non-membrane spanning protein tyrosine kinase activity; ATP binding.
AGGCAUUGAUGCGAGUUCUUAUGAAACGAUAGAAAUUCUGCACAGUUUUUGCCGUCCUGGCUGUUGCUCAAGAGUGCUACAGCACAGAAUAAGCGGCGAAAUGCUUUCUCGGGAUGCCAGCAGUUUUCAGUGCUGAAUUUCUCAUCGCUAGUUCUCCCAAAAAAAACCUCCUGCCUAAAUUAAGCUGAGAUGGAUUAGCAGGAGGUUUGCAGGCUGCUGGAGUGAAAUGUGAGGAAGCUGACCACAUCGCUGCAGGAAUCCAGAAUCCAAAAUCCACCGACUCUGAUCUAAGCCUGAAAAUAAUUUGUCUGUGCUUUGAGCUGGUCCAUGAGGAGACAGGUGGAGUGAAAUGUCUGUGAAAGGCUGGGAUCGUGGCACACAAUGUAUAGCUAAAUGUGAUCACAAAACUUCUAAGAAAGAUGAGCUAUCAUUUUGCAAAGGAGAUAUCCUGACAAUUAUUGAGGUUGUUAAUAAUAAGGGUUUGUUUCGGGCAAAGAAUAACAAGACCCAGGAGGAAGGGCUGAUAUCCAGAAACAAAUUGCGUGAGCGUGAAGCCAUUCGGGUUGACCCCAAAAUCAGCCUCAUGCCGUGGUUCCAUGGGAAGAUCAGUGGCGAAGAUGCAGUGAAGGUGCUUCAGCCCGCAGAAGAUGGCCUCUUCUUGGUGCGGGAGUCCAUUCGACAUCCUGGUGACUAUGUGCUUUGUGUGAGCACAAAGGAGGAAGUCAGUCACUACCGUGUUAUCUAUCAAGACAAUAAAUUAACAAUCGAUGAAGAAAACUAUUUUUACAACCUGAUUGAACUCAUUGAGUAUUACACGAAAGAUGCAUCUGGGCUCAUCACUAGGUUAACAAAACCUAAACUUAAGGAGGGCACAAGGUCAGCCGCGGAGGAAUUGUCAAAAGCUGGCUGGAUACUUAAUAUGGAGCAACUUAACAUAGGAGAUCAGAUAGGAGAAGGGGAGUUUGGAGCUGUGUUUCAAGCGGAAUACAUCGGGGAGAAGGUGGCUGUAAAGAACAUCAAAUGCGAUGUCAUGGCUCAGUCCUUCUUGGAGGAAACUUCUGUCAUGACUAAACUGCAGCACAAGAACCUGGUGAAAUUAUUAGGAGUUAUCGUGGACAAUGGGUUGUACAUCGUGACUGAGUUCAUGAGCAAGGGUAACCUUGUCAACUACUUGAGAACCAGAGGAAGGUCGGUCAUCAGAACUAAAGAGCUGAUCCAAUUUGGGCUUGACGUCUGUGAAGGGAUGGAGUACUUGGAAUCGAAAAAGCUUGUCCACCGAGACUUGGCAGCUCGGAACAUUCUUGUCUCAAAGGAAAACAUUGCCAAAGUGAGUGACUUUGGACUGGCCAAAGGGGUGUCCAGCACUCAGGACCAGGCGAAGCUGCCGGUGAAGUGGACGGCGCCAGAAGCAUUGAAGCAUCACAAAUUCUCCACCAAAUCAGAUGUCUGGAGUUACGGAAUUCUUCUUUGGGAGCUGUUUUCAUACGGGCGAGCACCCUACCCGAAGCUGUCACUGACCGAUGUGUCGGAAAAAGUGGAGAAGGGGUACCGGAUGGAAUCACCAGAUAAGUGCCCCACCCCAGUGUACGAUAUGAUGAAAUCCUGCUGGGAACACGAUCCCGGGAAACGUCCCACCUUUAAAAAACUCAAAGACAAACUGGAAAAAGAAGGAAGGAAAUCAGAAUAUGUUUGAUGUAAAGACAAUAUGAAGGACAAUUUGGAAUUGUUAAAUUGCCUUCAUAGUUUUUAUUGAACUAACAUUCCAAAAUGGGUUGCUUUCAAGACUGUUGGUUCAACUGAGCAAUGAUACAGGAUAAUUAGUUAUUGAUUUUAUGUAUAUAUAUAUAAAAAGAGAUAAAUGAAAAUGCCUUGUGCCUGCUAGAUUCUAGAAUUCACAGAUUGAUGGUUCUCAUAUUUGUUUAAUUGUAUCUUUGUCCUUUGAGAACUUGCUCAAAUUCUCUCUGUGCUGGUCUUGGGAAAACAUUACUCUCAUGUGAGGUCGGAAGUCUGGGGACCGGCAGGGGCUCUGUAAGCAGGUGUGAGCCUGCAGCUGCAGUGAUUCGCUAAAGAUUCCUCACCAGUGGACCCAACCACCUCAAGUUGUUGCAAUCAGUCCACAAUGGGCGUGGCAGUCAGCAACCCGCCUCUGCUGCUGUUGGCCGGACACCUGCCAUCGCAGGUAGCACUGCACCUUCCUAUAACAGCCAGAAUUGCAGUCAUUUGUUGUAGUCGGAAAAGCAGCGGUCUGCGGUGUCAGCAGUGUAAUGAUCUGUUACAGGUAGCAAUGCACCAGCCUCUUACAUCACAACUGCACCAGUCUAUAAAAGUAAGCAUUUCACUACCUCAUGAGUAGCCCAACAAAGUUUGUCCCAACCUCAGUCCAUUACAGACAGUACUAACCAAUCUGGUAACAGCCCAUUACAGACAACAUUGAACUAACCAUCUUGCUAUGACUGACACUCCAACACUUUGUUAAAGUUGGCACUGUUCCAUUGUUUCAACCCUUUUUUUUGUUCUCAACGGGUCAUUUCAUUACAGUCAUCCAUCCAUUGCUCUGUUGCAGGCACAACUGUAAAACCCAAUUAUCAGCCCAUUUACAUUGUAGUUGUUCAUAAGAGACACAAGAGACCGCAGAAGCUGUAAUCUGGAGCGGCAAGCAAUAUGCUGGAGGAACUCAACGGGUCGAGCAGCAUCUGUGUUUGGAGGGGAGGUGGGGUAGCAGAGAAAUUAUUAAUGUUUCCAGUCAAGGCCCUGCACCCAGACUGAGGAGGCUCAGGACUCUAAGUCCUCUUGCACCCAUUCUCAGGACUCUCAGUCCUGAUGAAGGAUUUCAACAUGAAACGUUGCUAAUUCCUUUCCCCCAACAGAUUCCACAGACUCUGCAUAUUUAGCAGGAGAAUGACGUGUGCCAUCUGCCAACUGCCUUAACACAGAGCUCUCCAAAUUGCGGGAGCAAGUUGCACUGACUCACAUACCCCAGUGAGGACAUUAUGCUUUAAGUCAACUCUUGCCUUUCAUUUUCAGCCUUAGUUUUUGUUUCUGGAGGUCGUUGACCCAUAUUGCUGACCGCAGUUUGAUGAUCCCGAGCCCAACUUCACAGGGCUCGAUUUCCAUUUUGCUAUCCUGAGCGCCCAGUCAUACAGUCCUGCAUAUUAAUGUUAUUUUCCUAGACCUUUAGUUUCCCUGCCCCUAAUCCCAUCCUCACUGUCACAGAUUUUAGUUUUACAAUCUUAGAUGUGAGCCUAAUUAUCCAUGAAUGUAGUGUACAGUAUGUGAAUAAGGGAUGUAUGCACAGAAUGUGCACAAUUAGUCACAA